Molecule: messenger RNA, 1067 nt
Organism: Scomber scombrus (Atlantic mackerel)
Lineage: Eukaryota; Metazoa; Chordata; Actinopteri; Scombriformes; Scombridae
Product: hematopoietic progenitor cell antigen CD34
Exons: 8
Coding region: 15-1067 (350 amino acids)
Biological process (GO): cell adhesion
Cellular component (GO): membrane
Source: RefSeq, a predicted model, not a curated record
CGCUCAGGACAAGAAUGGCAGCAUCAUCUGCACGGAGAACAAACGGGCCCUGCAAAACGUUGGCUUUUGCAUUACUUCUCAUCGGCUCACUCUUAAAUGGAGUCAUGGCACAGGAGGAGGAAGUUGUCGAGGAGGAUGCGCCAGUUCUGGAAGCAGAGGGAUACAUACGAGGAGACAUGAUUCCCAUGACAACUACAGCUCCUGAGUCAGAUGAUCCACAAGUCAUAGUUUUCCCUACUAUGGGACCUCUAGAAAUUACCGAGCAGGCUACAGCAGCACCAACUACAGAAGAUGCAGGAGAUGCAGGAGAGGCGGAGGGCAGCCUCGCAACUACACAAGAGACAGCUGACAAGGCAACAGAGUUCACACCUGAUGCACAUACUGACACACCCAAAAUCAUGGAAGCAGAGACCCAUCCACCCCAGCCCUCUAGAGGCGACGGUGCAAUCAACAAACCUAAGCCGGUGCCACAGGAUGAUGUCGUCUGUGUUAGCAAAGCGGUGGUCCAGGAUAAAAACGCUGUCAAUCUGAAACUCAAGGCCUCCUCCACCUGUGAAGACACAAAAGCGAAGAUUAUAAGUGUUCUGCAGGAGCUGUGUGGUGAAGACUGUAAACUACAAAUCUACCAGGAAGACAACACAAACCAAAUCCUUGUAUCUGGGCCGUAUGUUGAAAGUGAUGUUGCAGGCAUGGCCAACAAGUUCAACAAUGACAACAUCAAAGACAAGACUGAUGUUGAGGAGGCUGUCCCACGUUGGGGGAAGAACUCUAAGUUGGUGCUGGUUGCCCUGCUGCUGACAGGUCUAUUGCUGGCUGCGCUGCUGGUAGCAGGGUACUACCUCAAGACCCACCGCAAGAACUCCAAAGGAGUCAGACUGGCCGAGUCUUUCCAGGUGGAUGAGGAGAACCAGGCCAACACCCUGGUGUCUGUGGCCCCCCUGCCCCAGGAACCCGCUGACAAGCCCACUGUUAAUGGAGAGUCUCCACCAGAAAACGGGACCAACCCCACCCCCACCACUAAUGGACACUCUGCCACCCAGAACCCGGUGGCUGACACAGAGAUGUGA